UUAGUCUGGAUGGAAGUCAUGGACAUCACCAUCAUUUUCCCAAAUACUUGGGCUUGGACCCGACUGUACAUCAUGACUUUAUGUUGUGCACUAGCAAACCUUGCACUACAUUUUUCACUUCCUAAUGAGGCUGCCUGCAUCAUCUCCUGGAAAAAUGACUGUAGAUUCUGGGAAUAAGACAAGCGUUGAGAUUGUGUUUGUACGUGUAUGUGUAUACUACAUGUGCACGUUUCCGGUGAUGUGUGCGACCCCAUCUUUAAAAAGCUCCAUCUGGCUGAAUAGAAGGAAGUACCUUCAGCUUCCCCAGGAAAUGGGAAGAGGAAACCCGGUGGCUCCGACCCCUGUAUUAUUGCCACAAAAUGACUUGCUGAAGAGAGAGAGAGAGAGAGAGAGAGAGAGAGAGAAUGAGGGUGUCUCUCACUAGAAACAGAAACUUGCGAGGAAAUAAACGAGAAGUCCAGAGCAAAUUACGCAGAAAAACCUUUGCAGAAGAUGAUGGUUUCCCUCAGAGCUCUGAUUGCUCUGUCCUGCUGUUGGCUGUCCUGCUCAUACACGUUGGACUCUGCUGGGAGGAAUGUGUGCCACAACCCCAGGGACCCCUCCACCCUCAUAUGCUGCACUGGCUGGCGUCAGGAUGGAAAAGAGUGCACAAUACCUCUGUGUGAGGGUGAGCAGGCGUGUCUGAAGAAUGAGCUCUGUGUGUAUCCCGGAGUGUGUCGCUGCCCAGCAGGCUACUAUGGAGCCCACUGUAAAACACGUUGUCCUCCAGAGUUCUGGUCAUCAGACUGCCGACAGGUGUGCCCAUGUCACCCACAUGGUCGUUGUCACCCCAUCACUGGCGAGUGCACCUGCAACCCCAACCGCUGGGGUCCUCUGUGCCAAUACAACUGCAAAUGUACCCGCCACGGAACCUGCCACCCUGUUUAUGGAAACUGCACCUGCAAUGAGGGCUGGUGGACGUCUACGUGCGCCAAGCCGUGCCAGUGCGUCUCUGGGGGCUCCGUGGGUCCCGGCUGCGACCAGCUGACAGGCCGGUGUCAGUGCCACAGGGGUCACUGGGGGCUGAAAUGUCCCGUCACUUGCAAUUGUUACCUGUCGCAGUGCAACCAGCGCACCGGUGUGUGCGAGUGCGAGGCCGGCUGGUGGGGGCCCAGCUGUGACAGGCGGUGUAAUUGUGACCUCACACACAGUAGCUGUGACCCCGCUACUGGACAGUGCCUUUGCCAGCCGGGCUACGAGGGCGACUACUGCAACUUGCCGUGUGAACCUGGGAAGUACGGCAGCUGGUGUACAAUGAGUUGUGGUCACUGUAAAGGCAAGAAGCCCUGCUCCUCCACUGACGGUGCCUGUGCCGCCUGUGAGACCGGCUGGAACGGGACACGAUGUGACCGCUUGUGCCUGUCUGGUUACUAUGGCGACAACUGCCAGGAGACGUGCCCGCGGUGCAGAAACAAUGAGACUUGUGAGCCAAAAACUGGGAAAUGCUGGCGAUGUGAUCCAGGAUGGACAGGACCCAGGUGUGAGAAGUCCUGUCCUAACGGGACAUUUGGAGACGCCUGCCGCUUCCUGUGCAGCCCCUGUUUCCAUGGUAACUGCCAUCACGUGACAGGAAAGUGUGUCUGUCAGCCAGGCUUUCAGGGAGAGAGUUGUAACAACAGUUGCUCCGCCCUGCAGUUUGGCCUCAACUGUUCCUCCCCAUGCGACUGCGGCGAGGGGAUCGCCUGCCACCCGGUGACUGGUGUUUGCCCCAAUAGUGGUCGAGGUGCUCUCCUUGCAGGUCUGUUGGUUCCUUUGCUCGUGCUGCUCCUUGCGGUCCUGUGCUGCUGCCUGUGUUGUGGAGGGGGCCCUGCUGAUAGAAAAGACAGAAGGACUGUGGCUGACGGAGGACUGUCGGUGCGGAUGAAAUAUCACGUCUACAGCGUCCUGGCUAACAUUGGUGCCGCCCUUCCAUGCAUCUCCGAUUGGUCCUCUGGCCUCCCUCGUGUCACUGUGUCCCACCAUGACCCAGAGCUGACCUUCAACCACAGCUUCAUUGAGCCUCCCUCCUCCGGCUGGGUGACUGAGGGGUCUUCCUUUGACAGUGACGAGGAGGAUGGAGAGGCCCUUUACUGCGUCCCACCUCGAGAAGACAUCCCCGGAGUAGAGAGCAGCCACUUCCAGGAGAUGAGCUCCAAGUGUAACAUGCUCUUAGACCCGUCAGGCUUCAGCAGCGAGGACAUUGCCUCCCCCUUCAACAUCCCACGCACUUCCAGCAUCGCCAAAUCCAAGCGUCCGUCUGUCUCUUUUGCAGAGGGCACCCGCUUCAGCCCCAAGGAGAGGCGUGGUUCUGCUCAAGAUCCCGCCUCUCUGUCGGGACACCCUCGCAAAGCCAAGUCCACCUGGGGGGGUUUGAUGCAGUCAGCUCAGCCUGGCGAGGAGGACGUAGGUGAGGGUGAGUUGAGGGAAGAUGGGGUGGAUGUUCAAGUGACAGACAAUCAGGAUUUGAGCUGUGAGGUUGUAGAACAGGAAGAGGACAGAAAGUCGGCUACCCGCACUGCGUCAGGCCGAAGACGCACCAUGUCCAACACUGCGGCUCACAAAGUGGCAGCGUCUGCUUUGGAUCAUCCAUCUGCGGGCUCUAACAAGGUCACCACAGUGUACGUGACGGUGGGAAAGGCGGGUCGACCCACGUCCAAGGUGGAGGCAAGCUCAGAAGGCCCCGUUCAAGCCAUGCUGAGGCGACUUGGAAGCCUCCAAAGGCAUAGAGAGCAGGACCCUGGCAGAAGCAAACCUAAGGAAGGGGCCGAAGGGGUUGCUAAACCUCCUCGGAGGAAGCUUGGAGCUCGGAGGAAUGUGUGGGAGCAGGGUGGGCCUUCAGGAGAGGAGCUCACCAUCAGUAAACCUGUAAGGAGGAAACAAUCUUCCCACAGCGUCCCUGACAUGGCAUCGAAUAACAACAUGACGCCGUCAGAGAACAUCCCCCUGAAAAGACCACUGUCGUCCAUUUUGAAGAGCGUGCCGGAACUGCCGUCAGCUGACAGGGUUCAGGGAGAUGAGACCAGCAUGGGACAAACUUACCUGACUGUCCGGCCAGCUGGGGGCGCUGUGGUUCUCACCGAUGAAGGUGCAGUGGAAAUGGAAAGCUUAGUUUGUACUCACCAUCUGCAGCUGAGGCGUGAGAGAUGAGAGCAAAGAGCAGCGUGACCCACGGCCUCAUGAUGUUUCCUCUGCAGGACGAGAGGACAGAAUGAGAAAGUAAAGCAUGCGCCAUGUGCUCCCAAUCAUUGGAAACACGUGUCAGUCGCCCUGCUUUUUUGUUUGCUUUGCAAGCGCUCUUUCACUCGGGCAAAUAAACAGAGACAGAGAAAGGAGAUCAAUACAAGAGAAACAUUCAUGCAAGAUGUUUUUGUGCUCUUACACAAGUACACUUUGUGGGUUGUAAUAAGUUCACAAUCUAAAACAUUGACAUAUGACAAAUACUUUCUACUGAUGAGACUGGAAUGUGGCCUGCAAAGUACUCGCAUGCAACAAAACAGUGUUUGUAAGCUCAGUUUGCCAUCAGGGCCUUCUUAUAAGACACUUAAGACACUUUUAUUGUUCAUUUACUGAAAGCCUUCUAACACUUUCGACAGUCUGUUUGCUUUAAUGGGUUAGCUGUAAAGGACUAACAACAGACCCCUCAAGAUCAUUAAAACGUUUGUGUUGAUUGUCAGGUGAUAAACAAGGGCAAAUGUGCUCAUCGUUUUAUUCAUUAUUCAUUUUAUUUGAUUGUAAUUGUAAUGUUUUACUUUAUUCUAAUUGUAUUUUCAUUUUCAUUUAUAUAGUAACUGUAACUAGUAAUUGUAAUAGGUAACUAUAACUUGUAAUUGUAACUGUUACUUGUAAUUUUUUUGUUUUUUGUUUUAACUGUAUUUGGUUUCUUUAUUGAAAUCGUUAUUAUUUUUACUUUAAACUUGUGACUGGUAAUUGUAACUCUAACUGGUAACUGUUUCUUGUAUUUAUUUAUUUAUUUUAUGUAUUUAAUUUUUUUAAUUGAAAUGUUUUUAUUGUUACUUUGUACUGGUAAUUGUAACUCUUAACUAGUGCCUGUUACUUGUCAUUUUUUAAUGUUAUAUUUCAAUUUCAGAUUCAAUCAAUAUAUAUGUAUUUUAUUCAUUUUGUGAUUUUUUUUUCAUUUGAUUUAAUUAGUUUUUCAUUUUUAUUUUAUUUGUUUUUUUAAUUGUGUUCUUAUUACAUUUUUGUAACACACACACACACACACACACACACACAUGCAUACAC
Molecule: messenger RNA, 4260 nt
Organism: Dunckerocampus dactyliophorus (ringed pipefish)
Lineage: Eukaryota; Metazoa; Chordata; Actinopteri; Syngnathiformes; Syngnathidae
Gene: scarf1
Product: scavenger receptor class F, member 1
Exons: 12
Coding region: 493-3165 (890 amino acids)
Molecular function (GO): scavenger receptor activity
Source: RefSeq, a predicted model, not a curated record